AGCGGUUCCGAUAACACCACCUUGUAUAAAUUCGCCUUGGGGUAGAAAGAAUUGCACUGCGCUUGUGUGAUUUCCGUCAAAUUCUUGUUGGACAUUAGACAUGGAGUGCAAUCAGAGUUUUAUUGAACACAUCACAGGUCGAACGUAAAUCAGUUUACAAGAUAAAUGUAUCGGAAUUCUUCACAGUUUAACAACGAAAGUGAAAUAGAUUUCUCGCCUUUGUGUACGUGCGCGUUCGGUACGGGGAGAGAGCUGGUGAUACGCGACUAAUAAUUUAAGACACCACUGGAAUUGUCGAAAACUAAUAGUUCAGUGUUAUGUAGUCGCGUUUUAAUUGAUGAAUUAUUUAUUUUGAAGUAAUUUUUAGCAGCUUUUAUUCAUUUUUAUUAUAAAUCUGUUCCUGCUCGCGCCUAUCAUCUGGUUAGUACUUACCUUGCUAGCACAAUUGAACAAACCAGCGAGUGUAUCUAAGUAAAAAGUUCCUUUAUUUCCGCUCGCAUAGUCAAAAGCGAAAAUACUCACAGCAACUCGCAUAAGAAUAAUAUCGUUCAAAGUUUAAUUUCCGACAGAGAGUUUUGAAUGCUAAUGCGCUUACACUUUAUUUAAUUCAAUGAACAUCCAAUCAAAAUCUAAAUCAAAAUCAACCAAUUCAAAAACAUAAGAAAAUUCUCCAUCAAUUAAAUUAGCAACUUGUCGCAACGUUCAUAUUCGUUCAAAUACACCUUAUCAACAUGACGCAUUGGGAGGACUUUUAUAAUACUCAUUUGCCGCCAACGGAUUUUGAAGAUAAUCGCUCGUUAUUGAAAGAGUUUUGUGAACGACACAAUAAACUGAAAAACCGUAUCGUCCUUGUCACGUCAGGUGGCACCACAGUACCUCUGGAGCACAAUACCGUUAGAUUUGUAGACAAUUUUAGUGCCGGCACACGCGGCUCAGCAUCUGCUGAAUAUUUCCUUGACCAUGACUAUGCCGUGAUAUUUAUGUAUCGCGUCAAGUCUUUGGAGCCAUUCACUCGCCACUUUACGGGCCAACAAUUUUUCGAUAUGCUCGACAUUACCGAUAAUGGACAGAGUACUGCAAUAACAGUGAAACCGGAUUCAGUUGAUGUAUUCGCACCAAUAUUAGCUAAAUAUAAGCAAGCGCGCGAAUCACAAAUGAUUUUAUAUAUUAGCUUUAAUACGGUUGCGGACUACUUGUGGCUGCUGCGCGCUGCGUGUGAAUGUUUGGCGGCAUUUGAAGAGCGUGCAUUGUUGUAUUUAGCGGCGGCAGUGUCGGAUUUCUAUAUUCCUCAAGAUAUGAUG
This is a messenger RNA of Rhagoletis pomonella (apple maggot), 1301 nucleotides long. Its product is annotated as phosphopantothenate--cysteine ligase-like. The record is from RefSeq and is a predicted model, not a curated record. Gene Ontology annotation, molecular function: phosphopantothenate--cysteine ligase activity. Gene Ontology annotation, biological process: coenzyme A biosynthetic process. Gene Ontology annotation, cellular component: nucleus; cytoplasm. NCBI's taxonomy places the organism in Eukaryota, Metazoa, Arthropoda, Insecta, Diptera, Tephritidae.